AGCUCUCGCUUUACGAAUAUACAAAUAUACACGACCAAGGAAUUAUGAACUUGCCAGUCCACGUGUGUAUAUAAGCAUACAGUCGAUUAUAAUCUCGGCACAUUCGAUCUUGUUCGUUCAAUAUCUACCGAUAAUCGCGUCAGCACGAUGAAGUUCGUGAUCGUCCUAGGAAUCCUGUCAGUAGCUAACGCGAACCUGUUACUGAAAGACCUGUCAGUGACUCUAUCAGGACAAACUCUGGAUUGGCCUUGCCAAAGCACGAAGAACAUCUACGAGACCAGUGGCCGGUACAUCGCGAAGAACGUGAUCGCAACCAGGAUGCAAGUGUACAAGGGCCAAGCGAUCUUAGCGAUGCCCCGCUACAAACCCGGCGUACCGUUCACCCUCGGCGCUGUUUCGCUGAAGGACAGAAGCUGCUCGCCGAAAGUAGUCCCAUUCCCUUGCUGGGCAAUCCAGGAAGAAGGGAACUGCCAGGCUUUGCAAAGCGCCGUUGACAUUGUCCUGGACAUGCAAGACAUCCUUUGGGUGCUGGACGUUGGUAUCGUUAACACCUUGGAGCAACCUGUGCGCAGGUGUCCUCCCAAAGUGGUCGGAAUCGACGUGAAGAGCGGAAAGGUGGUGAAGGUGAUCGACUUAAGCCCGCUGGUGGACCUGAACUCCCGUCUGCAGUACAUGGCCGUGGACUACGCGUCCGACGGUCAGGUGUACGUGUACGUGUCCGACGCUGCGACCAGAGCUAUCAUCGUCUACAACGUGACCUCCGACAACGGGUACCGCGUGGUCCUCCCCAGGGCAGUGACUUCCGGCGCGGAGAAGAGGGACGCGCUCUACUUGGCGCUGAUCAGAAGAAGCUGCGGCAGCCAGGUCCUCUAUUUCACUUACCUGGGCUCGAACAGGGUGUUCGCCAUCAGAGCUACCAAUCUGAGGGCCGGGAACGCUAACGGAUCCAUCGUGGAAGUUGCUCUGAAGAAGAAUAAGAUCGUGUUCCUGGGCACGGACAACGGAGCCGCCAUUUUCUUCAGGAUAAAGGGUGACUCGGACGUCUACAUGUGGAACACGGAGACCCCGUUCAUCCCGGACAACUUCUUGCUGGUGCAGAAGGGCAGCGACUGCAGAUUGCCGACGCAAGUGGUUCCAGGCUACAAAAAGCUGAUGUGGGUGAUCGAGAGUAAUUUCCAGGACUACAUCGAGAACACUGUCAGCUGUUCCGGCGCGUCGGUCUCCCUCCAUCCUUUGGUGAACUCUUGCGACGAUCAAUACUGAGGAUCGAAUGACCUUUGAUCCGACGGGCAUCUUUGACAUUCGACUCCCUUUCGAGAGGAACACCACCUGGACGAAUUCCAACCAGUCGCCAGUUACGAAACUUCGAUGACGUUUCAGCUGCGUUGACCCGAUCGCGCGAACAGCGCGAUUUCCUGGUGUUCGAAACGAAAAUUGAAAUACAUUAAAUUGUUAAGAAUAA
Nomia melanderi (Alkali bee) is the source of this 1462-nucleotide messenger RNA. It is a transcript of the gene yellow-g, whose product is annotated as L-dopachrome tautomerase yellow-g. The record is from RefSeq and is a predicted model, not a curated record. Gene Ontology annotation, cellular component: extracellular region. NCBI's taxonomy places the organism in Eukaryota, Metazoa, Arthropoda, Insecta, Hymenoptera, Halictidae.